AUGAUAAAUACAUACACAUUCGAAGUACAAACAACCAAUGGUCAGAUGGUUAAAAUCACUUGUUUAUAAAAUAUGAUGGACUUUAAGAGACAAGUUUCAGAAAAGGAAUUAACUAUUCCUUUUGACCAUUUAAUUAUUGUAGAUGAUAAUGAUUAAGUUUAUAGCUAAACCAAUUUAGCUUAGAAAUAUUAAAAUAAAACAUAAUUUAGGGUUUUUGAUUCAAACACCCUAUUUAAAUAAAAUCAAUUUCUCUUAUAGGAAAAUGAAAAAUUGAAAAAUUAUGCAAAUGAAGAAAUACAAAGAUUAAAUUAAAUAAAUUUAUAAUUAGAGGAGGACAAGAAAUUACAAUUUGAAUAAAUUAAAUCUUAAUAUUAGAACACUAUGGAAGAUGUUUAAAAUGAGAAGGUAAGUCAAACUCAAAAAAUGUAGUAAUAUAUAUAGAAUUUAGAAAAUGAAUUUCAAUAAACAAAAUAAUAGGCUACUAAUGAUAAAGUAAAAUUUGAAAAAUAGAUUCUUGAAUUGAAUAACUAAAUAAAUCAAUAAAAAAAAGAUAUUGAAAAUCUGAAUUUAAAAAUCAAAAGUAUUCAAGAUGAAAAAUUAGAAUAAGAGAAAAAAUAUUAAGAGGCUUUUUAAUAAUAAGCUUAAUUAGCUCAAUAAGAAAUCUAUUAAUAUUAGACUUAGAUUACAUAAAUUUCAAGCUAAUUAAAUGAAGUCUGUUAAUCGUAUCAAAUGUAUGGUUCAUAAGCUUCUUAGUAUAUGCAAUAAUACGCUUAAAAAGUCUAAGAAUUAGAAUAAUAAAAUAAAGACAGUGCUCAAGAGGUUGAGAAGUUAAAAAAUGAUAUAAAAAUAUAAAAAUCAUCAAUAAAAGAAAAACAAAGUUUAAACGAUGAUAAAGAUCUAAAAAUUCAACAGCUAGAAAUUGAUUUGUAAUCUCUAAGACACAAACUUGGAUAAAAAUGA
Molecule: messenger RNA, 960 nt
Organism: Paramecium tetraurelia
Lineage: Eukaryota; Ciliophora; Oligohymenophorea; Peniculida; Parameciidae
Exons: 1
Source: RefSeq, a predicted model, not a curated record